AUGGCAGCUGUCGACGACAUACCUCGACACACUAUCGCGACUCGCGGAGACCGCCUGUGCAUCUUUGUUACAGUUGGUACGACCCGCUUCGACUCGCUCAUCCGUGCCGUUCUCUCGCACGCCUUUCUGGACGCUAUUGCUGAGCUCGUGCCUCAAUCGCCAUCCAGAAGGGCUGCUCAAGCUCAAGUGAUUGUGCAGUAUGGAAACUCGCCGAUUGCCGACAUUUUGACAUCUUCUGCACUGGCGACCGUGGACGAAGGAAGCGGCAUCGUGCCGGAACCAGGCAUACGCAUCGUCAAUGGUCGACGAGUCUAUCAAAACAGUCCCAAUAUUGCCGGCCUGGAUCCUGGCAAGACCGGUACGAUCUCUGGAUUGCGCCUUCGAACUACGCCGCAAGACACCAACCGCUCUCAUCCGGAUAUGGUCCAAGAUGCCAGAAGUGCAGGCACGAGCAUCUUUCAAAGCAUGCUCAACGAGGCAAAAGCCAUGCAGGGCUUGGGCAGCAAGGUAACAGACUCGGCCCUCCAAGGCGCCACACUGCAAGCUGAAACAGAGCGCGGCAUCGAGCUGCAGCUUUUCGCAUUCGCUCCAGACCUCAAAUCGUACAUCCAAUCCGCUGACCUUGUUAUCAGUCACGCUGGAUCAGGCACUAUCCUCGAUACGUUAAGGAUGCGACCCAGACCGCCAGGAUUGGUGGUGGUGCCCAACACAUCGCUGAUGGACAAUCACCAGGUCGAACUGGCAGAAGCGUUAGGCAAAGACAAUUUUCUCAUCGCGGGGUCAGAGGCGACCCUGCCCAACGACGUUGUUCGAGCGUGCGACACCACUUGUGAUGCAUUCCCCGAAUUCGAUGCUUCCCGAUUCGCGACGAUUGUAGAUGAAACAGUGGACUGCUAG
Molecule: messenger RNA, 897 nt
Organism: Mycosarcoma maydis (corn smut)
Lineage: Eukaryota; Fungi; Basidiomycota; Ustilaginomycetes; Ustilaginales
Product: N-acetylglucosaminyldiphosphodolichol N-acetylglucosaminyltransferase catalytic subunit ALG13
Exons: 1
Coding region: 1-897 (298 amino acids)
Biological process (GO): dolichol-linked oligosaccharide biosynthetic process
Molecular function (GO): hexosyltransferase activity
Source: RefSeq, a predicted model, not a curated record